Messenger RNA from Dermacentor albipictus, 3813 nucleotides. RefSeq lists its product as uncharacterized. The record is from RefSeq and is a predicted model, not a curated record. Lineage: Eukaryota; Metazoa; Arthropoda; Arachnida; Ixodida; Ixodidae.
CUGGCGUCCUCGCGGUCUCCUGCGUUCCAGCGAUCCACGAAGAACGCCAUUCCGGUACACCGGAGAAGGAGAGACCACACCAAGCAGAAGCGACUCACGUAGUACAGCAGGCGGAUGGACAGCGAGUGGGAUUCAUCCGGCGAGGACCAGUCGACCCUCGAAGUGUCGACCCUGACCGGUUCUUCGGACAGUGACGAAGGUGAAGAGGAUUGCAACGUCACACUCGCAGCCGUUGUGUGCUGCGUCCUGGCUUUCAUCAUCGCCAUAGCCAUCGCGCUACUACUAUUCGGAGACCUGGAGCUCUUCGACGAUUCUGACUCAGGUGGAGAUGGUGACGACGAUGACGUAGAAAAUCCGGUGAAAUACCCGCCCGUUGCCCGCUCCCCGCCACGGACAGUAAUUACUAAUCGCCCCACAACGAAAGCGCCACCAUCGCCACCGGUGACCGGUCGCCCUAGACUCACUAGGUCCCCGCCUAGAACGCCAAGACCGAUAACAACGAGGCCGUCUCCUAUUAUACGUACUAAGCCUACUACUACACCCGUCACCACAACUACGCUGGAAAAAGCGACUCCCAGACGUCCGCCACUUCCGCCACGUAAACGCCCUCCGCCACCUCCUCCUCCGCCUGUUCCGACAUCUAAACACCCUCCACCACCCUCUCCUCCUCCAGCACCUGAACGUCCUCCGCUUAUUCCGACAUCUAAACGCCCUCUGCCACCACCUCCUCCGCCACCUAAACGCCCUUCACGGCCUCCUUCUCCGGCUCCUCCGACAGCUAGACGACCUCCACCGCCUCCUUCUCCGCCUCUUCCACCUCCUGCGGCAACUAAACGCCGUCCACCACCUCCUCCGACAAGUAAACGCCCUCCACCACCUCCUCCUGCGCCUCCUCCUCCAACUAAACGCCCUCCACCACCUCCUGCCACAACUAAACGCCCUCCGCCACCUCCUCCUCUGCCUCCUGCGACAACUAAACGCCGUCCACCACUUCCUCGUCCGCCUCCACCGCCUCCUCCGACAACUAAACGCCCUCUGCCACUUCCUCCUCCGACUCCUGCGACAACUAAACGCCGUCCACCACCGCCUCCUCCGCCUUCGACAACUAAACGCCCUCGGCCACCUCCUCCUCCGCCUCCUACGACAACUAAACGCCCUCGGCCACCUCCUCCUCCGCGUCCUACGACAACUAAACGCCCUCGGCCACCUCCUCCUCCGCCUCCUACGACAACUAAACGCCCUCGGCCACCUCCUCUUCCGCGUCCUACGACAACUAAACGCCGUCCAGCACCUCCUCCGACAACUACACGCCCUCCGCCACUUCCUCCUCCACCUCCACCGACAACUAAACGCCCUCCGCCACCUCCCCCUCCGCCUCCUCCGACUACUAAACGCCGUCCACCACCUCCUCCGGCAACUAAACGCCGUCCACCACCACCUCCUCCACCUCCUCCGGCAACUAAACGCCGUCCACCACCGCCUCCUCCACCUCCUCCGACAACUAAACGCCUGCCACCACCUCCUCCACCUGUUCCGACAACUAAACGCCCUCCGCCACCUUCUCCGACAACUAAACGCCGUCCACCACAUCCUCCGCCGCCUCCUCCGCCUCCCCCGACAACUAAACGCCCUCCACCACCUCCUCCUCCGCCUCCUCCGACAACUAAACGUCGUCCACCACCGCCUCCUCCGCCUGCACGGACAACUAGACGUCCUCCACCACCUCCUCCUCCGCCUCCUCCGACAACUAAACGUCGUCCACCACCGCCUCCUCCGCCUGCACGGACAACUAGACGUCCUCCACCACCUCCUCCUCCGCCUCCUCCGACCACUAAACGCCGUCCACCACCUCCGCCGGCAACUAAACGCCCUCCACCACCUCCUCCUCCGCCUCCUCCGACAACUAAACGUCGUCCACCACCGCCUCCUCCGCCUGCACGGACAACUAGACGUCCUCCACCACCUCCUCCUCCGCCUCCUCCGACAACUAAACGUCGUCCACCACCGCCUCCUCCGCCUGCACGGACAACUAGACGUCCUCCACCACCUCCUCCUCCGCCUCCUCCGACAACUAAACGUCGUCCACCACCGCCUCCUCCGCCUGCACGGACAACUAGACGUCCUCCACCACCUCCUCCUCCGCCUCCUCCGACCACUAAACGCCGUCCACCACCUCCGCCGGCAACUAAACGCCGUCCACCACCGCCUCCACCACCUCCUCCGACAACUAAACGCCCUCCACCACCUCCUCCUCCGCCUCCUCCGGCAACUAAACGUCCUCCACCCCCUCCUCCUCCUCCGCCAACUCGGCCUACUCGGCCACCUCCGCCAGUUCGGCCUACUCCGCCACCUCCUCUCACACAGUCAUCCAUAAAACCUAUCUCGCUUCUGUGCACCUUCGGUAAAAAGACAGGCGGCAGCACCGUCUAUCCACCGGAUGGUUUGUGCGACUACAUCUUCUACGACUCGAUGUACAAGAACAAUCGCAACCCGCUUGUCGGAGGACAGUGGGACUACGACGUAUUCUCCAUCCUCUCGAGAGCGCAGAAAGCCGACCGCACCAAGUCGCAGUAUGGUGCGGGUUUCGCCUUCCAACAUCGCGACAAACUCAUCAGCCAACUGACCAAAACGUCCCUGGAAGCUUUCUGGCAACACAACUUGUUUCACUUCGGCAUCAUCGACUGUCCCAUGCACGGCGUCACCAAGGCCGAUAUGGACGAAGUGUUCGUGGCACUCAAGAAGCUCGAAGACGUCGCCAAGAUAGCGAGAACUUCUGGAAACGCCUCGUACGUCAUCCUGGGCGCGCUGUCCGCCACUAGCCAGUGGACCGAGUACUUCAAAGACAAGUUCAAGAAUACCUUCAAGCCGGACCUGUUCAUCUCGCUCGGCCACCAGCUGCGGGGCGAUCCGGAGAAGAGCCGGUGCAUCGCCACGCCACCAGCCAUACUGCAGAAGCCAACGGGGUUUCCAGACGAACACGACUUGCACGACGCUGCGCGAGCCCUGGCGGCCGUUGCUUCGCAAGCCGGCGGCCCACGGAUCUCCAUCUCCGUCUCGAUGAAGGGUCGCUGGUCCACGCUGAAGCCGAAGGUCAAGGCCGAGGUCUUCGCGCCCUGCGUCACGAGCAAACAGGGGCCCUUCUAUGGCAGCUACAAAGACGUGUGCGACACGCCGCCCUUCUCGAACAACCUGUUGCACGACGGGAAGCGGUACGCCAUGCACACCUACGACAAGGCGUCGCGGCGCAUGUUCGUGUACGACAACGAGGAGACUCUGUGCAAGAAGAUCUGCCUCGUCAAGGCCAACUACACCAAGGUGGAAUUCGGCGUGGCGAUCUACGACCUGGACUACGAAGACACCGACGACACCUGCUCGUCGCUCAACACUAAGGGAGCCUAUAGCCGCACCAAGGCUGUGAGCACUGUGCAGAGGUAUUUGGCCAGCCAGUUCACCGAUCCGUCUAAGGAGGCCGAGUGUUCCAAGCUGUGGCGAUAAUAAGGUUGAGACCGUGACUUCACUAUUUACUGACCGACACUCGCAUGCCGGUUAUUGAAUAGCUUAGUCAUCUUGGCCGGGGUUAUUUGAACGACGCAGCGGCGAAUCGAACUGCUUCCGAUGCGAUUGACAUUCGCAAAUUUAAGCUCCAAGAGCCGGCUCCUGGAGGCGUUUGCUUGUUUUCGUAUGGCGACGAUGUCUCGGGAACUUGUAUGCAUUUAUGUGUAGCUUUUCCUUCUCUUUCUUUUUUUCAUUUUCCAGUGUGUUCUGUGAAACGAUCCUAACAGUAAAGGGCGUGUUUUCAGUGUGGUCCCAUCA